AUGCAGAGGUUUGUUCGUGGGUUUAAAAAGGGCCCCGAGUUGCCUAUUUCUUCAGACUAUGAUGAUGAGUUUAAGCCCAAGAGGCCUCGUCGAUCCACCUCGAAUAUGGUGCGUAGAUCAUUUCUUGUUGCUGGUAUGUUGAUAUUUUUGGGAUUUGUGAUUUACAUGGUUGUUGGAGGCCAGGGGAACCUAAGGAACCAGAGAAACCAGGGGAGCCCGAGGAGCCAGAGGAGCCAGAAAAGCCAGAGAGCCCAGAAAAACCAAGGGUACCAGGGGUAUCAGGGUGACUCGACUCUCUACAAGGCCCAGUCGGAGAAAUCCAGCGGCUCGUCCGAUUUUCCGGCUAUUCAGUCAGGUCUUACCGAAAUGGCUUCCGAUAGUGAUCCUAUGCCGGACACGGUUCACUAUUUCGACAUGAAAAACUAUGAGGGAAGUGCAGUAGACAAAUCAAACGAUCAGAGAGUGCUUCUUCUCAUUCCUCUAAGAAAUGGUGAGAAAGUUCUCCCGUUGAUGUUUCGUAACAUGAUGAAUAUGACCUACAACCACGAUCUUGUAGACGUGGCCUUUUUGGUAAGCGACUGUUCUAAGGGGGACAAAACGUUGGAAACACUUAGUAAAUAUACCAAGGCAUUACAGCAGCAGACGUUGCUUCCUCUUCUUGAAAAGAAGCAUAAACGAGUUGUUGGAAGUGGUGUCUUCGGUUCCAGUGAUAUGUAUGAGAAGUAUCUGCCGGAAGAUUACAAAGAGCGGGUCAGGAAAGCUUUUUCACCGCCUUAUCAUGACCAGUAUGCCAAGCCUUUCCACAAUAUAGAGAUCUUCCAGAAGGAUUUUGGCCAGGUGAUUGGCCAGGGAUUUUCAGAUCGCCAUGACGUUAAGAUUCAAGGAAUCCGGAGAAAAUUGAUGGGUCGUGCCCGGAACUGGCUUCUUUCUGCAGCUUUAAAACCGUAUCACUCCUGGGUUUAUUGGAGAGAUGCUGAUAUUGAGACCUCUCCGGGUGAUAUUUUGCAAUUCAUGAUGAAGUUUGCCGGGGACUUUGAUGUGGUUGUUCCCAACGUGUGGAGGCCGUUACCCACUUUCUUAGGGAAUGAACAGCCUUAUGAUUUAAACUCCUGGAUUGAGUCCGAUGCAGCCAUCAGUUUGGCACACUCCUUGGAUGAAGAUGACGUUAUAGUAGAAGGUUAUGCUGAGUACCCUACUUGGAGAGCACAUUUGGCCUAUAUUAGAGACCCGCAGGGUAAUCCAGAUGAGAUAGUUGAUCUGGAUGGUGUUGGAGGUGUUUCUAUUCUUGCCAAAGCUCAAGUAUUUCGUAACGGUGCUAACUUUCCUGCCUUUACAUUUAUGAACCACGCAGAGACUGAAGCAUUUGGUAAAAUGGUUAAGAGAAUGGGUUUCAGAGUGGGAGGACUCCCUCACUAUACAAUAUGGCAUAUCUAUGAGCCUAGUCAGGAUGAUUUACAAGAGAUCUCCAAGUUAGAGAGAAAGAAAAGACGGUUUGGAAGCAGCAAGUAG
This is a messenger RNA of Brettanomyces nanus, 1509 nucleotides long. It is a transcript of the gene VAN1, whose product is annotated as Mannan polymerase I complex van1 subunit. NCBI's taxonomy places the organism in Eukaryota, Fungi, Ascomycota, Pichiomycetes, Pichiales, Pichiaceae. Gene Ontology annotation, molecular function: alpha-1,6-mannosyltransferase activity. The coding region runs from base 1 to 1509 and encodes 502 amino acids. Gene Ontology annotation, biological process: protein N-linked glycosylation; cell wall mannoprotein biosynthetic process. The record is from RefSeq and is a predicted model, not a curated record. Gene Ontology annotation, cellular component: mannan polymerase complex. The transcript is spliced from 2 exons.